AUGUCAACCACCGACACAGAGGAAUCCCAAAUACAGCCAGCACAGCUGCUGGUAGACCUCAUCCAGGAUCCUUCGCUCGUAUCAGAGGACGACGAGAUGCGUGACCCGUCAUCGCCCGAAACGAUACCCUCCACCCAGGCCGUCAACACGCCAGAUGAAGUCGACAACGGUGCUUCGUCGUUCAGGUUGGAAGUUAGCGAACAGGGCCCUGUCGAUACCAUCAUUCCCUCGUCUGUGACUCCGCCGCCCUCAUCACAGAUGCCGAACGCCGCGGCCACGGGGGCGCCCACCUCUUUAGCAUUUGCAAACUCACAGCGGUCUGGGUACUUCUCCCCUCCCGCGACGACUGGCAUUUUUGGAAACAAAAGGGAUGUCGGAAAUACUGCUCUGGAGUUCAACCCACCCGCGUCGCAAGAGAUUGCCGACGCGUCUAAUGACAAACUUCGCAGCAUGUUGCAGGCAUGCCUUGCGGAGAAUGCCAAGCUGAAGAUGGAAACCGCCCACCACAAGCUGCAGUACAACUUGCUUAGCCUCCAGGCCGACGAAGAUAUGAAGCGAGCGGCGGUCGAAUACGAGAUGACCCGCAGGGAGGUUGAGGCGCUUAGAGUGGCCGAACACACACGACAGGUACGACGCGACCUCAACGCCGCUUCGGAAACCCAGCAGGCAAAAUUGAUGCAACUGAAGGCCUUGUACGAUCAAAAGCUGGAAGAGGUGGAUUUCCUAAACCGAAAACUAAAGGCUGCCAGGAAGAUUAUACAGCAGAAGGAGGACGAGAACAUCAGUCUCUGCGACGAGCGGGAACUGCUCCUCAACAGAAUCCGUGAGAACCGCGAACACUUCCAGAUUCUAUGCAGCCCCGGCGGCAUGUUCUAUAAUGCGACAAUAGGAAGGCAGACGGUUGCGGUUCCGGCGCCUUCCCAACCGCAACCCCGGACUGUCUAUCGCGCUGAUAAGGACCACAGUAAAGGGAACUUUACCAUGCUUCUUCAAGCUAUCGACCAGGAAAACACCAGUGCCCCGUCCACUCCUCGGGGAAUAUCUCACAACGCUGCCAGGCAUACACGAAACGUUCAGUCCAUGUCGUCGCUUCCCACCACCCCUACACAGACUGGCGGGCUUCUCCCAUCUGUCGAUCUAGUGCCACAAACUGAGCCCCCGUACCGUCAUAACCGGUAUAUGCCCGAGACGCCUGUCCGAUCCGCGACCAGGCACAGAAGCCGGGAAAGCACGAUUUCCGCCGAGGACAACGAAGAGCUCGCUCGCCAGGCUCUCCAGUCGGUAGCAGCCGCUUCCUUUGCCUCCCGCAGCUCACAGCAUCAACGGGGCCCUACGCAGCGAAACCCAGCCAACGCCAACGAGGAGGAAGAGGAAGCCUUUGAGAGCCAGGCCAGCCAAGCCGCGACGCAGAUGCCUCGUCGAGACCCCCCAGAGAGUUUUGAGGUAGCUGGCUCGGUUGAGCACUCGCGAAACGGCACGCCAGCACCAGCGGAUAAGACUGCGAAGCUGCAGGCGAAGCUUUUCGGCGGACUCAAUAAGAGCGGGGUGUCGAGCGGCGAGAAGCGCAAGUUUGCCGGACACGGUGAUCCGAUAGAAGAGUUCUCACUGCGGGAUAGGCUGAGCCCGACGAAGAAGCUGAGGACUGUUGGGGGGCUGCGCGAUCCUAGCAAAGUUGGACUUGGGAUUCAGUACAGCCAAGACGCAUAG
Sordaria macrospora k-hell is the source of this 1707-nucleotide messenger RNA. RefSeq lists its product as uncharacterized. Lineage: Eukaryota; Fungi; Ascomycota; Sordariomycetes; Sordariales; Sordariaceae. The record is from RefSeq and is a predicted model, not a curated record.